Messenger RNA from Lachnellula hyalina, 1722 nucleotides. RefSeq lists its product as uncharacterized. The record is from RefSeq and is a predicted model, not a curated record. Gene Ontology annotation, biological process: SCF-dependent proteasomal ubiquitin-dependent protein catabolic process. Bases 1 to 1722 code for a protein of 573 amino acids. The transcript has 3 exons. Lineage: Eukaryota; Fungi; Ascomycota; Leotiomycetes; Helotiales; Lachnaceae. Gene Ontology annotation, cellular component: SCF ubiquitin ligase complex.
AUGUAUGACCUCAAUCUUCCCCAGGAUGUCUUGUUCUAUAUUUGUGAGGAGCUGGCAAAUCUCCAAGACUUCGGGACUCUCUUCAACUGCGCACGAACAGGAAGCUCUCUGGCUGGCAUAGCUCUGGGAUGGCUAUAUAAAAUCCAUCACCUAUCACCAGUAAUCAGCAGCGAAGGCAACGAUGCCGAAUUGACGAAGAAUCAAGGCCUCGAAUAUGAUGCUCAGGUUUCCAAGCAAAGGAAUAUGGUAGCAAAAUGGGCUUUACAGUGGAAGUCGGUCAUCCGCUCAUGUCUCGGCCAAACAUUAUAUCCGUAUGGUCUUUACAUUCGAGUCCUCGACCUCUCGAACCUUUCGGAUCUUCUCGAUGAUACCUCGUUUCGAGAUCAGUUGCAGCGGGACUUCUUUGCUGGUGACAUGGCCCAAUUUCUAAAGGCUCAAGAGACCCCGGUCAAGAGAAAGACAAGAAAAGAACCCAAAUCUGUGUACAACCGGCUUACUAUUCCGCUCAUCCUUGAGGCUGUGGGGGAAUCUAUCACCAGCUAUGUCACCGAAUCUGCAAGUCAAAGCCACUCUACAGUAGCCCUUGAGGAUCUGUCUGGUGAUAUAAAUACAACUUCACUGUCACAAUGGACCGGUAGAUUGUCCAAGUUAAAAUCUUUGACUAUAUGGGACGGAGGGGCUUUAACCGCAAAUGUAGCUACAUCUAUUGCCAACAAUUGUUUUGAAUUCGACGACCUGUCGGUCUAUAAAGUUGGGGACGAUGACGAUUCAAGCCUUGCCUCAUUUUUUAGCGCCCUGAGGCCGAACACGCUUCGGUCGUUUACCGCUCAAACGGCUGAUGGAGUCGGCCCUGAAACCCUUCUUGCCCUAAACCACCAUUGCGGCUCUCUGAAGACUUUGAAGCUUCAUGGUGUCAAGCCUAAUGGUAUCAAAAAUCUUAACCACCUCCAAGGAUGCAAUUUCUUAGAAACUCUCGACCUCACUGCUGAUAGGCAGGCGGGAUUCAUCGAUUUGAAGGCUACUGAGAAUGAUGUUUACCUGGAAGUUAUCGCCUGGCUUAGAAAGUGCGAGCAGCUCCGCGAACUCCUGUUACAAGGCCUAAAUACUGCUCCAUCAAUUCUAACUGAAGUUUGUCUCUCCAACAACACCAAGCUCCAGAAACUAGUCGUAACUGGGUACCCAGUGAUCGACAACCAAGACUUUCACAGGGCACUGUCGCAUCAAACGUCUUUGGAGCAUCUGGAGCUGAAGGCAGAUGCUGAAGGAGGUUUCCGAGACGAUAUUGAUAUACUCAUUCAAUCGAUAACCAAAUUGCCAAAGCUAAAGCAUCUCAACUUGGUACCCACCUCCGAAUACUUCCGGCCUCCGGAUAUCAUAAACCUAGCACGUCACAUGAGAAAUUUAGAAGAGCUUUGGUUCAUGGGUUACGAUGUUGACGACAGCAUAUGGUAUUCUAUUUCGAGUCUUCGUCAACUACGGGUUCUCAAUAUCCUUUCUCUCUCCUCAUUCACACUUGACGGCAUUCUAGCCUUCAUAGCGCAGCUACAACCAGACACCAAUCAUGGCCUGCUCUUGGCAGUGAUGAACCAGAACCCUGUCCACGCCUUCACCGAUAUUGAGCAAGGCAUCAUUCGACAGGCGAUUGAGGAAAAGGUCAAUGGCACUUUUGAAUUUGUACUAUUCAGAGAGGAGGAUUCUGCUUCCGAGGAACUUUCUGAUUAG